Messenger RNA from Gloeophyllum trabeum ATCC 11539, 3837 nucleotides. RefSeq lists its product as uncharacterized. The transcript has 5 exons. The record is from RefSeq and is a predicted model, not a curated record. The coding region runs from base 1 to 3837 and encodes 1278 amino acids. Lineage: Eukaryota; Fungi; Basidiomycota; Agaricomycetes; Gloeophyllales; Gloeophyllaceae.
AUGGCUCCAGUCGCGGUUCCCGCCGCGUCGGCGUCGUCGCUGGCAGUCUUCAAGGUCCCCGCGCUCAAGAUCGUCGUCGGCGUCGGGAUCUCCAUGGGCGUCGCCGGUCUUGCAGCAGGCACUAUCGUCGCGCUGCGUUAUUACGACAAGAAAGCCAAGGAGCGGGCUCAGCUUGAGCUCCCGCGUCCUGUUGUUUCUGUCACGACCGAGGUCGAGCGCGUUUCUGAUGCACAGGUCGAGGAGAAGAUGGCCGUCCCCGGUGCUUUUUACGAGGAGAAGAUGGCCGUCCCCGGUGCUUUUUACGAGGAUCAGGACAACCCUCACGUUGAGAAGGAUAUUGUCGAUGAAUGUAGGGGACACCAGGAAGGCGUAUGGAAGACACUCGAUGAAGGCCCCAUCACGAUCCAUACCGCAUACACUGACGCCCACUGCGGCGAUGACGAUAUUUUCGAAGAAAUAGACAUCGCUGACGGUGAUACUGUUACGAAGAAUUUUAUUCCAGGAGCAUGGAUUCCGGACGACGACACGUCCACACACUAUCGACCGAUGGUUCCCUUCAACAUCACUAUCGAAGAACCUCACGACAAGUCGGGAGGUGGGGCUGAGCAUGCUAUGGGCGAGGCAGGUUUGAAUGCCCCUUCUGAUGAUGUUUACGAUGGCGUCGAGGAUGCCGACCGGACGGUUGUCGAACAUACUAUUCAGGUGAGCGAUCCUGCGCCUGCGGAGCAAGUGGAGGGGAAGGGAGUCCUCACUGUUGCCAUGGUGGAGGAAUGGCUAGAGGCGACCAAAGACUGGACGCCGCCUGAAGCGGUGAUGAACGCGAGUAACAACACUACCGUGGUGGAGGAUCAGCUUCCUAUCUUCACCGCUACUCCCAAUAGCGUCGUACUGACACCGAAGGAGGAGGCCCCUGCACUGCAAGCCGAGGCAAAUGGGAUCCUUACUGUGGCGAUGGUGGACGAAUGGCUGGCUAGGACCAGAGACAUGGAGUGGGCGCCCCCAACUAAGGAGUUGAGCUUGAGCAACACCCCUACCAACGUCUCUAUCACCACCACCACCACCACCCUCGAUGCCGAGCUCGAAGAAGACAUCACUAAAGUCUUCGGCCCUCUUCUCCCGCUGGACCACGUGAUCCGCCAGCUCCUGAACGGCGAGCACCCCGCGACCAUGCGCCGGCGCCGGGUAGGGAGGCAGCACUACCCGCUGGAGACAAGACGCCUGCUCACGGAAGCGCCCGAGCCGGAGCGAGUGACGUUGAGUCCUGCUGCGAUGCGCUGCGCGUUGCGGGCGGUGUGCAAGGAUCACGGAUUUGAGGUCCCAGCGGUGAAGGUGAAGAAGAUGGGGGAUCGAGCGAGCGUUACGCUGAGGUUGGAGCGAGGGGGGCAUGCGAGGCAGCGGUCGUCGGUUACUAUCACGGCAAUGGCUACGGUGGAUGAGGGGAAUACGGUGCGCGCUGUGAUUACUGAUGCAACUGUCGAGACGGUGGAGGACAACACUACGGCGCGUAUCGAACCUGUGGCCGAGGAUGGUCUGGUUAUCGAGGCUUCCCAGGAGCUUGUCGCUGUUCCGGCCGCGGACGCUGGACAAGUCGGAUCAUGCGAGCAAGUCGACGAGGACGACGGGGAUGAACAAUCGCAGGAGGAUAAGGACGAGUGGGACUCGGAGGAGGAGGAGCGGGAGCUGAAGCGGCACCGGCGGAGGAUGUGGGUGAUGAAGGAGGCGCCGGGCAAGGCGAUGCUCGCGGUCGAGAAGGGCGAGGGCAGUGGCAUGAACGAGGAUGGCGAAGAUACCGAUGCCAAGCAGGAUGAACGGUCGGAAGACGACGAGGGCGCCGAGGAGCGACGGAACAGGAGGAAGGUCUGGGUGAUGAAGGAGUCGUCUGAGGACGUUGCGGUCAAGCCUGUGGAUGGGAAGGAGAGCGAGGACGUUAUGCGCGAGAAGGAUGCUGCACUGGAUGAGAAGCCCGAGUCUAACAGCCUCGUUGUCGAGAAGGAGGGACAUGUUCCCCUGUCAGGAGUCUCUGACGUGCUUACCAGUGCUCUGGAUCGAGGGAUGCCCGCCCCAGCCAACGGUGAGCUCGUCGUCGCUCGCAGCCUGUCCUCCCCUCUGGCUGAGGGAGAAGCUGUCCUUUGUGGCCAAGUGGAUCAGGACACUCCAGUGGACGCUGCGACGAUGACGGGUGAGUUUGUUGUUGCUGGGUGUAUGGGUGAUCUUUCUCCGGGGUAUGGUAGGUAUGUUGGGGCUCCGGUGUCUCCUCCCACUUCGAAAGUGGUUGUUCUAAAUGCUUUAGAGUCUCGUGCGGUGUCGAGGUUGCCCACUCCAAAUGUCAAUAAGUUGAAGGGCAGCCGAGCGUCAAUUUCAAGUGCAAGACGUUCUAGUCUCUUACCAUCUGGCGGCAGCGGUUCGCCAGCUGUCUCUUCUCUGCCGACUGCUCGUGGUCGCAGGAAGGCGAGUAUCGGUUCUCCGCCGGCUGGCUCUACCGCUGCUCGGGCUCGAAAGCAGGCGAGCAUCUCACAAUCAGACUCGCCAUCGCCGAUGUCCUAUGUAAGAGCUGGCGAGCAAUCUUCGACUUCCGGCAGUUCUGAUUCCACGCGCAAGGCCGUCAAUUCCCGGGCGCCGCGACCUCCUGUGUCUCGGUUGGUACCUCCAUCAAGUCCGUCUGUAUCCUUUGGCAAUGGCAAGGUCCGAUGGGAUACCAAGACCCUCUCUGUGUCUCGAACGGUCGUUCCGACAAGUCCGCCCGUGUCCUCUAGCAAUGGCAAGCACCGACAGGAUUUAAGCACACCCUCUGUGUCUCGACUAGUUGCUCCGUCAAGUCCGCCCAUAUCUUUUGGCACUGGCAAGCUCCGACAGCAUUCAAGAAUGUCCUCUUCUACUUCUAGCUUGACUUCUAGAUCUAUAGAAUCAUCUGUCGCUGCUGCUGCCUCGAUGAAACGUACUCCUGCGAAGAGGCAGGUGCCGCCUCCUCUACCCGUGUCCACCCGAUUCGUCAAAUCUGGCCUCUCUACAUCUACCGGCAUGUUCAGUUCUGGGUGCGCUACGCCUACCUCACCGGUUCUCUCUGGUAUUCCAACUGGGUCUGGCCGACGCAAGCCAUCAAUGGAUGUUCGCGCUGGUUCAGGUUCCCUCAUCGGAAGCCGUAGAAGGCCGAACGGCUCUGGUGAACCCUUUAAGUCGUCUCUUCCUUCCUCGACCAAACGUCGGCCCCUUAGGGACUCGCGGGACCUCGAUAUUGGUGAAGCGCUUCCUGACGACUUGGAAGACUCCGUUUCGACUCUUAAGCUUCCCUGGGCCAGUCCAAGCAUACCUGCCACGCCGUUGAUGGAUAUCACCAACACAGUCAAGCCCAAACACAUUAUGAACCGUGGUAGCCCUCGGCCGUCGGCUGUCCCUGUACUAUCUUCGCGGAAGGCCGGGCUCACUAGGCCAAAUUCAAUGUCUCCAGAUUUAUCUCGUCAAGAAUUACCUCCUACCGCUCCUCUGACGUUCGCAAAGCGCUCGGCCUUUGGGCGCUCUGUGGCGAGCUCCUCUCAAGCGUCGGGAACACCCUGUUUCAAGCCUCACUGCCGACACGAUACUUCCGCCUGCAGUUCUCGCUUCGGUCCGUCAACUAUCGGCCGCGCCUCUCGUGCUGGUCCUUCUCGGCAGCACGACGUCUUGAAUGCCGCAUCUGCAAGACCUCCUUCGUCAAUAGUGGCGAGACCUGCAGUUGCUGUCGGCUCUGCAGUCUCCCGUACGAGGUCAAGCACGCCUUCGGAGCAAGGCGGGCGAUCCGCGCAGGCUUCUCCCAUCGGUCGUUCGACAACCUUACCGCGCAGGGACUUCUGGGUGCCAUGA